AUGCCCAACACUCUACCGGCCGUCAUACUGGCCUCAAGCAUUGUACAACUCAUUGACUUCUCCACCAACAUACUCCUAGAGGAUCACACCAUCUUUCCAAGCACGGACGGAUCAAUUCCAGAGAACCCCGCAGUACUCCAGCAUAUCGCAAACAAUCUCACACGACUCAGCUCACAAAUUCAACGGAGUGACCCGAGGAAGUUGCGUGCGGACUCCAAAGGCGCGAAGCUAGGGGAAGCUGCGCGGCAUCUCCUUAAACUUGGCGAGGAGACGAAUGAGACUGCGAAACCUCUUAUUGAUGCAAUUCUGCAGGCGCAGGCAAGCUGCUUGUAUGGCGAUCCGAGAUGGACGACCACAAGAGAGGCGGUGCUCACCAUGUGGAAAGAGAAGGACGUUACAAGUAUGCAGAAGAAGCUUCAGGUAGUAAGAAAGCAGGUUGAUGCGACACUCCUCCUUGCCUUACGGCAAUACAUUGAUCAAUCGUCGGAGAAGGGCUUGCUCCCUUUCAGUAUCGACGGCUCUGGAGCCCACCCUCGAGAACGAUGGCAGCAGGAGACCCUGGACAUAAUCCGCACUAACGACUGGAAGCCGAAGAACAAAACCCACGUUGAAGAGUUCUCUGAGAAAGUCAACUCGCUAAUUCUUGCUGAGAACGAAGCACAGUUCUACGAUGAUAUCUUUGCAAACCUCCAUUUUCCUGAGCAAGACGACCGACUCUAUAGCAUCGGUGCGCCAGUUAAAGGGAGCUUUAGAUGGAUGUUCGACGCCCGACAUCAGAAAGAAGGUAGCUUCCUUGAUUGGCUAGGCAACACCAGCGGACAGAAUUUAUUUUGGAUCACAGGCAAGCCAGGUUCCGGCAAAAGCACACUCAUGAAAUACUUGUUCCGCAACGAACGCCUUUUCGCAAGACUGGAAAAUUGGUCAGGAGACUCACCCGGUAUUCUAACCGGAUUUUUCCUUUGGAAUUGCGGUACCAAUCUACAGAAGUCGCCCGUAGGGCUUCUAAGAUCAUUACUCUACGAAACCCUCCAGGAUAUGAUACACGGCCCGCUCGAGGAAGACCCUGUGAUUCUUCAAAAGCUUUUCUCAGACCGCUGGAACCAGUUCAGGUCAUACGGUGGAGGCAUGCAGAGCUUUACCUUUUCGCAACUCGAGACGGCAUUCGAGCUCUUAGUUUCCGAUGCAUCAAACAAGUUCCUCCUGAUGAUAGAUGGGCUUGACGAACUUGAAGGUACUUCAACCGAGCUAAUCGACCUCAUCUUACGGACUGUCCAGCGUGCCAACGUCAAGAUAUGCCUUUCGAGUCGGGAUACAUCGAUCUUCCGAACGGCUUUCAACAAUCGACCUACGCUUACGCUCGAAGAGUGGACGAGGAAGGCGACACUAUCAUACGUCUUGCGCACCUUCGACGAGAAUGACACAAUGUUCAACAUGGCUAGCGAAGAAUCCGACGGGACCGCCGAAAGGGCAAUUGUCAAUACCAUUGUCGACAAAUCCUCGGGUGUAUUUCUGUGGGUGACCUUGGCCACAGACUUUUUAGUCCAGAGUACGUCCGAAUUGGACGAUGUUUCGUUGAUCCGAAUGCGAGUAGAUGCUCUGCCAUCCGAUCUCGAAGCAUUGCUGUCUCAUAUCCUCGACAGUCUGGAGAUGAGAGACCGCGAGCAAUCUUCGCAUCUUUUCCGGCUUGUCGAUGCACAUGGAUACCCGGGCCUCUUGCCACUCUGCUUUGCAAACGACACCGACACAAAGUCCAGCCUUACAGUGGAGGUGCGGCCACUAAAUCACUCUGAGCUGCUCCCGAGGAUCGAGUCAUUGCGGAACUUGCUCAAAUUUAAAUGCAAAGGCUUCCUCACAAUGUUUGAAGCCGUGCCUCCGGAUGAAGCUUCAUCCGACGCUGCGAAUCUCACGAACUUCAAGGUCAACUAUAAGCACCGUUGCAUCAGAGAUUUCAUGCGAUCCAAGUCUAGCCAAAGCCUAACGCGACAAGCCAUAGGUUUCGAGUCCUUCAAUACCGACGAGCAUUGGGCAAACGCAACCCUCUGGACGCUUAAGACCCUUCCACCUAAGGAAGAUAACAUGCCGAUCUGGGACCACGUAGCAGAUUGCGUAGAAUAUGCUCUACGGCUUGAAGAUGCCGACAAAAAAGUUCGCCUCACUUACCUCGAGGAGGUCGCCCAUGUCAUCAGGAGCCACAAAGACCUCCCCGUCAUGGACUUCCCACGCGGCCCGGCCGUAGAAUCCUUUCUCGAUCUAGCUAUCUGGCUAAACCUAUUUGGCUACAUAGCCAUUAUAGCGAAGAGGGUAGAGAGGAGAGAGGUCAGACAUGCAUUUGAGUAUCGGAGGCAGAUGAGGAAGAGGCUGUUGUUCGGUGGCGAAGAGAAGUGUCUGGGCGGCAGGAAAAUGUUGAAGGAGGUGUACAUGAGGCCCGCGCCUGAGUUGGAUUCGCUACUCGAAUAUUACACUAAGGUGGUUAGGAUUGGAACGCCAAAGCCAUCCGUAGAGAUCCCGAACUGGGUGUAA
Messenger RNA from Trematosphaeria pertusa, 2520 nucleotides. RefSeq lists its product as uncharacterized. The transcript has 3 exons. NCBI's taxonomy places the organism in Eukaryota, Fungi, Ascomycota, Dothideomycetes, Pleosporales, Trematosphaeriaceae. The record is from RefSeq and is a predicted model, not a curated record. Bases 1 to 2520 code for a protein of 839 amino acids.